AUGAAGUUGCAGGUUGGGAUUUUCCCACACACCGCCGGCGGGGUUUGCAUGACAAGGGAGGCCUUACGAAGAUUAUCGCGCCACUUAGAGAAGUUGGAGAAGAACGCUGUGACAUACCCUUUUCCAAAGCAGGUUGGCUUCUGGGCGCCGACGGUGGUCCACGACAAGAAGGUGGCACACCGAGUAAAUGGCUGUGGCUUUGUUGCUGGUCAUUGGUGGGACAUCAUGCUCGGGCGUUGCUUCGUCGCUUCCAACGUCACAGCACAUCCGGCUGUGGAGGACGAGAUCGGGCGCUACUUUUUUGCCACGGAGCCACUGCCCUGUGCAAAGCUUGGCAGGGAAGCGGGACUGUGGCAGGAGCAUUUGGCAAAGCGGAAGCUGCCCCCACUGCCGGGACCAAGCAUCGCUCCAGGCAGCCUAGAGAACUUGGCCAAUGCCUUGUGCGACGUCUACGGCUUCGAGCCUGAGCUACACCGCUGGAUGACCUGCCAGCCCUCGGAGGCCUUGGAUGGGUUUAUGGAAGGUGACUCCAUCGGCAGACUUUUGGGUCUCACCCUUCGCUAUAGGCCGCCAAGGGAGUCCAAGUGUGGUUUCUGUCUCCGUUUCAUCUUGCGUGGCUCGUUCGAGUCCCUUCACGAAGACAUCCCUGCUCUUGCUGGGGCGUGGAAGGCUACCAUGGAUACAAGCAUACUCUACAAAUCUGCUGAAUGCAGCUGGGCCCUGACGUCCCGGCCCAAGGUUGCUAGGCAGCACGCACAGACCAGUUCGACCACGGUGCUCUGCAGCGAGUUCUCUUCCUCUCCGCUUGAACACUUCGACCAGGCACAUGCCACGUGUCCGGGCGUCGGCACCCUCGUCCUCUGCCUUCGAGGACUUGGGUCGGAGUUGUGGACGGCAGUUGCGGCUAGCGGCGAGGCCAAACAUUGCAAGCUGCACAAAUUGCAAGGGGCAGUGGCAGCUGCUGACCCCUUCGAGCAGCGAGCAUCCGCGUCGAUAUUCGCAGACAACGGAAGCAGGACUGGUGCAGGAGGCCCGUCAGUGGACAAUUUCAGUAGCCGCAAAUCAGCUGGCGAUGAGCCUGACCGCGCCAUUGCCAUCACACCACCCCCUGGUCGGCCACCUGAGGAUCGUGGUCCUCGAGUGCGGCGCAGGGCACCAGGCGAGGACUCGGCCAGGCAAACACCAGAGGCCACAGAGAGGCACACUGCGAAUAAGCAGGACUUGUCAAACGAGGUGCAGCCUUUCUGCAACGAGGAGCAGGUGCCGUCGGAUGCUUCUUCUCAGCCCUUGAGGUCGUGCUUGAAAGGUUCGCCUUCGCCUUCUGUCUCACGAGCAGAGGAGGCGACGCCACCAAACAGCAGAGGCUCCUCGAAGGAGGCGCAGCCCAAACGGUCGUGUUUGAAGCAGGCAGCGCCUCCUGCAAGUCCUGAAGCAAUUCCUACACAUAGAGAGGUGGCGGACUCCUCGCCGACACGGCCAGAAAGCUCUUCGCACAGGGAUGCCGACCCUUCUCAGUUCUACAAGGUGUUCAACGAAAAGAUUCACGAUGUGCUUCAGCACUAUACCUAUGACUCCUCACAGGUCGACUCAUGGAAGACUGACAUCGUUGCUGCGUGCGGCGAUGCAGUUCAGGGAAGCGGCUGGCGGUUCCAGUUUGAGUGUGCCAUCAUUCCAGCUGCAGAAGAGCUUCCAGCAUGGAGUGUUCCCGAAGCACCAGAGUUCGACAAAGAGGAUGAUAUGUUGCUCGUGCUGGAGAACCCAUCAGACACAUACAAAGUGAGGCUAACGGCAAUUGGAAAGCCAGAGGCACCAGGUGCUCCUCCAGUUCAGCCAAGUCAGCCACAGCAGCCUCCGCGUCCAGUCCAAGCCGGGGAGGAGCCGGGGAAGCUGCGGCACGGUGAUGAAGAGCAGGCAGAGGAAUUCAAAGCAGCAAUAUCCUUCGAGGCAUGCAGCAUGCAGAGACCGGCAAGCAGACAGGCUUACAGCGGCUAA
This is a messenger RNA of Symbiodinium natans, 1992 nucleotides long. Lineage: Eukaryota; Dinophyceae; Suessiales; Symbiodiniaceae. The record is from the annotation of a GenBank genome assembly.